GAUAAACUUAUUAAAUAGUUUGUAACGAAUGGCUGACACUGAUGUGGAAAUGAAACCCUGUGACGCGGAGCAGAAAAAGCAAGAAGGCAAUGAUUUCCAUAAGAAGAAAGACUACAAAUCAGCAAUAAAAUCGUACAGCGAGGCCAUCAGAUUAGAUCCAGAAAACUUCAGCCUUUUUGGAAAUCGCAGUGCAUCUUACAUGAUGCUGGGCCAGUACACUUCUGCUUUGGAAGAUGCAAAAUUGUCCACGUCUCUCAACUCUAAUUUUAUCAAGGGAUAUGUCCGAGAAAUUAAAUGCCAUAUUGCUCUCGGGCAGGCUGCUGCAGCACAAAACAUUGAACAGAAAGUGUUGAACCUGGAUGCGAAUCUAUCAGCAGAUGAUAAAAGGACGCUAGAUGAGUGUGGCAAACAGAUAGCAGCGUUGACGGCACAUGAAGCUAAAGCUCGAAAGGCAAUUGAAGUUGACGAUUGCAGAACUGCCGCGUAUUAUUUCGAACAAUGCUCCAAGUUCGCCCCCAGUAACACAUCUUAUAAAGUUCUAAGAGCUGAAUGUCUGGCUAUGCUGGGAAAAUUCACAGAUGCCAACGAGCUAGCCUCGGAGGUAGUACGAAAGGAAACUAAUGCAGAUGCAAUUUUUGUGCUGGCUCUCUGCAAUUAUUAUCAAGACAAUAUGGAAAAAGCCAUCAAACUUCUCGCGGAAGUGUUGAGAUUAGCGCCAGAUCACACCAAGUCAAGAGAAACGCACAAAAAAGUAAAGAAGCUGAGCAAAAUGAAAGAAGAAGGGAAUGAAGCUUUCAAGCGUGGGGCUUACCAGAAAGCGUAUGAGAUUUACUCUGAAGCACUAUCAAUCGAUCCCCACAACAAAAUCACAAAUGCCAAAUUGUACUGCAACCGAGCCACGACAGGGAGCAAAUUGAAGAAAAUUGAAGACUCAAUCAAGGACUGCGACAAAGCCAUUCAGCUGGACGAAAACUAUGAGAAGGCGUUCAUCAGGAGAGCAGCACUGCUGCAGGAGGACGGAAGGUACGAGGAGGCGGUAAGAGACUGCGAACACGUCUACAAAAAGAAUCCCAAUCCGACGAACAAGCGACACCUACAGGAAGCUAAGCUGGAACUGAAAAAGAGCAAACGGAAGGACUACUACAAAUUGUUAGGAGUGGAAAAAACUGCCACUGAAGAGGAGAUCAAGAAGGCAUACAAGAAACUUGCACUCGUACAUCAUCCAGAUCGUCACCAGGCAGAUCCAGAGGAAGAGAAGGCAGAACAUGAGCGUAAGUUCAAGGACAUCGGGGAAGCAUACUCGGUGCUGAGUGACCAGAACAAGAGACACAGAUACGACACUGGGCAGGAUUUGGAGGACAUGGAUGGACCAGGGGGGUUCCACGAUGUGGAUCCCAGCCAAAUUUUCCAGAUGUUCUUCGGGGGAGGAGGUGGAGGUCAGGAGGCGUUCCAAUUCAUGCCGGGCGGUCAUCCUGGAGCUGGAAGCGGAAGAAGUCAUCGGCACUCCAGUUUCGGAGGCCCUGGCGGAGGGGUCCACUUCAGUUUUGGCUAACUCACACCAUUUAGACAUCCAUUUUUUCCCGCCUAUUAAUUCUGUAAACUGGUAGCUGACUGUUAGUGUCUUCAAGAUGCUGAGCAAGUGCGUGAACAAAUUGGUUGAUCACAAUCAACUCUGAAUAAAGCGAUGAAAUAAAAUAGAUACUAUUUUUCAACGCUGUUUAUUUUGCAAUGCGUCAUAACUCAUGCACCAUCUGAAAAGUUUCACUUAUUGCAAAAAUGAUGUUUUAGAUGUCAAUUUAUACUUAAAUCUUG
Symsagittifera roscoffensis is the source of this 1812-nucleotide messenger RNA. RefSeq names its product dnaJ homolog subfamily C member 7-like. The coding region runs from base 29 to 1552 and encodes 507 amino acids. The transcript has 10 exons. The record is from RefSeq and is a predicted model, not a curated record. Gene Ontology annotation, molecular function: protein binding. NCBI's taxonomy places the organism in Eukaryota, Metazoa, Xenacoelomorpha, Acoela, Convolutidae.